CUGAGAGAGAAGAAAGAGACAAGGAGUUCCAUUUCUGCCACCGAGAUCUGUCUCCCCAGUCUCCCCUGAUCAGGGUUUCUUCUUCCUUAUCCACUCUCCCAAUCCUACGAGAGCUGCGAAUAAUUUCGUUCGGAAACCCUGGUGACCUAGUUUUCUUUAGGUAUCAGAUCGAGAACAAACGGAUUUCAGCAGGAUUCUUCGCCUCCGGAUCUUGUUCUUGAAUUCCUCGUUCAGGAUGUUGAAGGAUUUGAGGACAUUUCGCCAAAGUUCGAGCUCCAGCAGGGCUCCCACCCCCGAGACUAAUAAUGAAAACCUCCCCCCGGUGGAUCCAUGCGAUUCGUCGUCCUCGCGGUUGGAAUCCGAUCCAUCUCGGCCUCCUCUGCUAGCGAUCCAGGAGCCGGUGCAGAACCCCAAGAUCGGGUUCGAUCAAGGCGCGAUUUUGAGAGGAAAACCGGAAGCAACGACCUCCAAGAACCAUACCAAGGGUUCGGAUUUGCCUGGCUUGCCGUUUCGCACCCCAGAGAGAAUGGUAGCUCGGCACAGGCUCAGCUUGUGCCCGAAGAGUCAGCCUGGAGUGAUCGGUAGGGAGACUGAUGACGAUUCUAGCUACAGAGGUCCUGGAAACCAAUUCCCGCCGCUGAGCCGUGGCGGAAGAUUAGGCCUCGGGGAUGAACACGGCUUGACUACUACCCUUACGUCUAAGACGGCUGCGAAGGCAUCGUCCAUGCAAUCGGAUUGCAGUUCCACUCAGAGCACUCCGACGAAGAGUGCUAUCAGGCUUGCCAACUAUGGGUUCGGCAAAUCCCGCCCUCCAAUUAGUGCAGGGACUCGAACAAUGAGCCUUGGAGUGACAUCAAGACCGACACAGAUUUCGUCCAUUCCUCCUGUUGUGGAUUCAGUUGAAGUUCCUCACUUCGAACUCCAAGAGGAUCCAUCAUUCUGGAUGGACAACAAUGUGCAGGUUGCAAUUCGUGUUCGUCCUCUCAAUAGCACAGAGAAAAGCCUGCAAGAUUUUCGCAGAUGCUUGAAGCAAGAAAGUGCUCAUAACAUAACUUGGAUUGGGCAACCAGAGACCCGAUUCACAUUUGACUAUGUAGCAUGUGAAACAAUAAAUCAGGAGAUGCUUUUCCGAGUUGCUGGUCUGCCGAUGGUUGAGAAUUGCAUGUCUGGAUAUAAUAGUUGUGUGUUUGCAUAUGGACAGACCGGAAGUGGGAAGACAUAUACAAUGCUUGGUGAGAUUGGAGAGCUGGAAGUGGAGCCUAACCUGAACCGUGGAAUUAUACCAAGAAUAUUUGAAUUCUUGUUUGCAAGAAUCAAAGUGGAGGAAGAAAGCAGGAGGGAUGAAAAACUUAAGUAUAGCUGCAAAUGUUCCUUCCUUGAGAUUUACAGUGAACAAAUUAAUGAUCUUCUUGUCCCCUCAUCCAGCAAUCUGCUUUUGAGAGAAGAUAUCAGGAAGGGUGUCUAUGUUGAAAAUCUUACUGAAUAUGUAGUCAAGAAUGUCAAUGACAUUCUUAAGCUUCUUAGACUGGGUGCUGCAAAUAGGAAAGUGGCAGCUACAAAUAUGAAUCAUGAGAGCAGCCGUUCACACAGUGUUUUUACCUGUACAAUAGAGAGUAGAUGGGAGAAAGAUUUGACAGUGAACUCACGUUUUGCAAAGCUAAAUCUAGUGGAUCUGGCUGGCUCAGAAAGGCAGAAAACUUCAGGUGCUGAGGGCGAACGCCUAAAGGAAGCUGCAAACAUCAACAAAUCCUUAUCAACACUUGGUCAUGUUAUAAUGGUUCUCGCUGAUAUGGCUCAUGGGAAGCAAAGACAUGUUCCAUACAGGGAUUCGAAACUUACGUUUCUUCUUCAAGAUUCUCUUGGUGGCAACUCCAAAACUAUGAUUAUUGCAAAUGUCAGCCCUUCAAUAUGCUCUGCUAAUGAGACUCUAAGUACCCUUAAAUUUGCUCGGCGCGCAAGACUCAUUCAGAACAAUGCUGUUAUAAAUGAAGAUGCUUCAGAAGAUGUUAUCGCAUUGCGGCACCAAAUACGUUUAUUAAAGGAGGAACUUUCAGUUCUAAAGCGUCAAAAUGUCUCCAGAUCUCUAUCAUUUCGUUCAGCAAUUUUUGAAGACUCUAAGGGUGAAUUUUGUGAUGCUUCUGCAAUAGAGAAGUUGCCAGAAGUUACUAAAACAAACGCUGAUGAGUUGCAGACUGAUGGUUUGAACAGUUUAAAAUCAUUGGAGUCAAUCUUGGCUGGUGCAUUGCGAAGAGAAAAAAUGGCAGAUACUACAAUUAAGCAACUCGAAGCUGAAAUUAAGCAGUUGAAUUGCCUGGUUCAUCAAAGAGAGGAAGAAAGUCGAAGCAAUAAAAUGAUGCUUAAGUUUCAAGAAGACAAGAUUUUCCGUUUGGAAAAACUUUCAGAAUGCCAAGUGCCAAUUGACUCAUACUUACUGGAAGAAAAACAUGCCCUUUCUGAAGAGGUACAAUUGCUUCGUGCCAGAGUUGACAGGAAUCCCGAAGUGACACGCUUUGCAUUGGAAAAUGUCAGGCUCUUAGACCAACUGCAAAGGUUCCAGGACUUCUACGGAGGAGAAAGAGAAUAUUUGUUAGCUGAAGUAUCCGAGUUACGCAACAAGCUUAUGCGAGUGCUUGAUGCAAAAGCUGAACUUCAUAAUCUCCAAAAGUCAGAUAUGGAAACCCAGUUAAACGAGACCUAUCAAGAAUUAGAAAGCUGCAGGUGUGACCUUCAAUCUUGCUUAGAAAGAAAUCAAAGACUCACUAGGGAGACGAGCAAUCUGCAUGUUGAAUCAAAGAACUGUAGCUCUGCAGACAGUUACCAAUAUAUCAGUGCUGCACAUCAGAAAAAUGAACUGUUAUCAGAAUCAUCCCAAACAGAUUCUCAGGUCUCUGAAAAGAGGAUAGAAUGCUCGCACGAACAUGUAAUGAAGCAUAAAGAGGAAAUUUUAAAUUUACAGCUGGAGUUGGAUAUACUGAAAAUCAUCCUUGCAGAGGAGAAGUCAUCUCGUACAGAAGUAGAGGAAAGCGCUAAUUACACAAAUAAUGAGCUCAAAUCAGCAAAUAGAAGGGUUUUAUAUAUGAGUAAGCAGUAUGAAGACAUAGAAAAUGAAUUGAAAGAUGCAAGAUCCAUCAUUGAGAGGCUUAAAUUAGAAAACAUCCUUCUGGUGAAUGAGAUGGAAGAUGCAAAGAAAAAGAGCAACCAGCAAGUGGAGCUUCUAAAGAAAAAAGUGCAGGAGAUAUCCCUACUGAGAAGCCAACUUGACAGUCCUUCGAGUGAGGUAGAAAAACUAUCCCUUCUCCAAGAGGAGCCAAAAGGUGUUCCUUCUGAACAUCAUGAAAAUGCAGACUUCCAUUUGCAAAUGAAACUGAGAAGAAUGCAAGCUUCUCUAGAAAAGACAAGAGAUUUGAACAUAAGCUUCCAAAGUGAUCAGGUGUCACAAACAUCUCUUGAACAAGAAAUGGAGGAAAUCCGUAGACAGGUUGAGAUUGAGACUGCUGAGGCAAUUAUAUGCUUGCAAGAGGAACUUGUAGUACUUCAAAAUCAGGCAGAUGGCAGCAAAAGAAAUGAAUCUAUCACUAAGCAAAGCCUGAUGGCAUUAGAAACCAAAUUGAAAGAGCUACAAAUACAGCUAUGUCUGGUGAUGCAGGAGAACAAAAAGCUUGGAGACUUGGUUAUAGAGAAAGACAGGGAAUUAAGAUCAUUGACCGAAGAUUGGGAAAGAUUAGCAUAUGAUAUUGCUGAUGUCCUUGCUGAUGGAAAUACAUCCCUUGAAGAAGCUACUGAUCAGGUUGUUUCCAUGUCUGACUGCUUUCUGCAAAGGAGUUGGAUAGGUGAGCAGGUUGGGAGGAUGAUAAGGAGUCUUUCCGAAAGAGAUCUGGUUAUUGAAGAACUUCAGAAAUGCUUGGAGGAGGCAUAUAAUACUAGGUGUGAUAUAGAGUGGAAGUUGAGGUCAUUAAGGGGAGCAACACUUGCUAUAUAUGAAGCUCAACAGCUGGAGAAUAAUGAAAAAGAAAGAGAGAUUCUUCGAUUGACCUCAGAGAUAACAGAUAAGAUGUUUAAUAUAAACCAAUUAGAAAACCGGAUUAAAGAUAAUGAUGAGCAAAUUAAGAAAGCUCAGUUAGGUGCAACUGUUGCGUUCGUGACUGUAAACAAGUUAUCUGAGAAGAAUAAAGCACAUCUUCAGGAGAUUGAGCAUGUAAAAUUUCUGCUUGAUGAGUCUAAAGAAGUUGUUUCAGAGAAGGACACACUCCUAAAUCACCAAAUUUCUAUGCGUGCUGAUGCUGAGAAAAAAAUUCAAGACCUUAGCACACAAUUGGUGCAAUAUCAGGAGCACAUUGCUGAACUACUAAAGAUUUCUCAAAACCAGGAAAGAGCACAAGAAUUGGAACAACUGAAAAAGGAAGAGGAUGUCGUGUUAACUGCCGAGGCAGAAAAUUUUCCUGAAGUUAAAAGAACUAUAGAUGAGUUUACUUGUACAAGUGACUCUUCUGGAAAUGUUGAUGGCCCGGCAGAAGUGCAGAGUUCUGAAAAAUAUACUUCUGGAAGUGCAUACUACAUUGCUAAGGACCAUGUAAUAUAAUGCUCUUGAUGUCUGAUAGUCAGGAAGCCUUUAUGAACUUGUGCCAGUCCUCUUGUCCAUAAAAAUUUGAACUAAGAAAGAUGUUGUGAAUUUAGAGCAGCAAAAUCAGCAUUUGCUCUGAAUGUAUCAGAACACUUUCACGAGAGACAGUCGAUUAUUCUCCAUCCGAAGGAGCUAGAAAUGCACUCAUUUACAGGAUGUACAAAAUCUAAUCAUUCAACUACAGAAAGAAAAAAGAAUAAAUUUGGAAGUCUGAGAAACAUAGCCAAGCAUCGAAAAACUGACAAUUGAUGUUCUUCAAUUGAAAUAUGAGGUUGUUAACAAGGAAAAUAGUCGAAACUUGGAUUGCUACGGUUGGGAAACAAGCUGCAGGAGGUUGGGGAAAAUGCUAUGGAAUCUAGUGCAUGUUGGCGCACGACCAAAAAGCUGGUCGAGAACGAGCCACAGUGUUAACUUUCACCCACUCCGAAGUGGUCAUCUGUGCAAAUUAUCUUCUCCCCACUUUCAAAGCACUUCAGCUUGAGAUCAAAGAUCGAGGCCACCCAUGUUCCUCGAGGAAUGAUUCGAGAUGCUGAUAUGAUGGUCAACUUGUUCAUACAAGCAAAUGAUACUUCAAAAUGAGAUUAAAGAGAGGCUUCAGAACACUGAGACCAAACCAAGGAACAGUUUAAUCGAUGCCAUUCAGGAUAUACAAAUUUCCUUCAGUACAAAGGAGAAACAAAUAUGCAUCCUUGGAGAAGAGUUCAAGUUGAAUCUUAGAAUCAAUGAGUGUAAUUCUAGAGCUAGAAGAUGGUUGCAGAAUCUACAGAUUGCCUCUACUAAGAAAUUUUAGUCUUUGGCGUGUGGCAAGAAGGCUUCUGCAACAUGGGAUUUCUCUAGAAUUUUAACCGCUAAAGAACCCAUGAAUUUGUAUGGUUGAGUCAUAUGAUUGAUUAAUCUGCUAAUUAUAUUGAGUUA
This is a messenger RNA of Musa acuminata AAA Group (dessert banana), 5536 nucleotides long. Its product is annotated as kinesin-like protein KIN-12F. Gene Ontology annotation, biological process: microtubule-based movement. The record is from RefSeq and is a predicted model, not a curated record. The transcript is spliced from 24 exons. The coding region runs from base 236 to 4579 and encodes 1447 amino acids. NCBI's taxonomy places the organism in Eukaryota, Viridiplantae, Streptophyta, Magnoliopsida, Zingiberales, Musaceae. Gene Ontology annotation, molecular function: microtubule binding; ATP binding; microtubule motor activity.